This is a messenger RNA of Rhinocladiella mackenziei CBS 650.93, 1710 nucleotides long. RefSeq lists its product as uncharacterized. Gene Ontology annotation, molecular function: protein tyrosine phosphatase activity. The record is from RefSeq and is a predicted model, not a curated record. Gene Ontology annotation, biological process: protein dephosphorylation. The transcript is spliced from 2 exons. Bases 1 to 1710 code for a protein of 569 amino acids. Lineage: Eukaryota; Fungi; Ascomycota; Eurotiomycetes; Chaetothyriales; Herpotrichiellaceae.
AUGCCGCAAUCUUUGACCAUCAGCACCCCCCCAUCAAGUUCGGUUAAGAGGCAACGAUCUCAGGAGUUUCCCAUCAAUGUUUCCAGACCAGCCUCCUCUGGGCAGGGGCCGUCGAAUGGGUCAACGGUCGAGCAUGAUCCCUCAGCACGACAGAUCACUGUCAAGAUCCCGUCCUACUUGAGUAAAACUCGGACGCAGAUCUCAACGGCCUUCCAAGAUCUGGAGUGGAAGCAGCGAUAUCGCCUUCAACAUGCCUUUCAAAAUCCAGACUCAUCGCCUUUCCGGGUUGAUCGUUCACAGACUGUCAUCAGCCGUAAUCGCUACGGAAAUGUCCAACCUUGGGAAACCUCAAGAGUCAAACUGAAGAAACCCAUCGGGGGGUCAGACUAUGUCAAUGCCUCACCCAUUAAACUCAAGAGUCGAUUCUUAGGUGCCAAACCGAAUAAUAGCGCUUCGACACCCGCCUCAACGGACCAGCCUUCGCGAUCUGAACCUCCAGGGAUUGAGAGCAAGUACAUUGCCACUCAAGGGCCCAAAGAAGGACAAUUUUCUCAUUUCUGGCACAUGGUCAUGCAGGAAACAACAGGGGAUGUAGGUGUGAUCAUCAUGCUGACACAAUUGUACGAGGGAAACAAGGAGAAAUGUGCCCAAUACUAUCCAGCCGACAUGGAAAACCCCACCAUUGGUCUCCUUGCGCACGAGGAUGGAAAUGAAGACGAAUAUACUGAGGCUGCGGACGACGGUGACCCUUUCCUGGACUCCCCUACCAUGAGCGCCGAUGCUGAUAGUGAAGGAAUAGAUUCUGAAUCCGAAAAGCCUGGGCCCCAGACCAAUCAAUCAGAUGAAUCGCGAGAGCAAUGUGGAACGGUCUCCCUCCUCUCCUGGCAUUAUGACGCGAAGAUUGCUUGUGAAGUUCGAAAACUGAAGCUGACAAUCGACGAUGAAUCCAAGGAGAUAUAUCACUAUUUCUUCAAUGGCUGGCCCGAUUUUGGAAAGCCAGAAGCCGAAGACAGAGCAGCUCUUCUGGAACUCACAAAAGUCUCCAAAAGUGUGGCAGGAGACUCUCCUCGAAUUGUUCAUUGCUCUGCCGGCGUCGGCCGAACAGGGACAUGGAUUGCGUUGGAUUUCCUUCUGCAGGAACUCGAAGCAGGAAGGCUUCUCGAACCAUCAUCACCACCGAACACCUCAACAUCGACAGAAUCUAAUGGGACUUGGGGCAAAAGCGGUCCUCCCAAAGCGAGCACGCCUGAUCCGAAAGAGGAAGAUGACGUUAUUUGGGAUACCGUCAAUACCCUACGCGAGCAACGGAUGAUGAUGGUCAUGAACGAGCUACAGUACAGUUUCUUGUACGAAGUGCUUAAGGAUGCCUUUGUCGAGAAAUAUGCGGCAAAGGAGACGGGUCCGAUGGUUUUUGAGGUUCAGGAACCGAGUCCGAAGGUAGCAAGGAGAAAAUCUCCCUUCGGCGGCAUAUAUCGAGGGACCCGCGUGGGGAAUGUCAAAGGAGACGAGGAUACCGUGUCAGAAGUUGAAAUGGAUUCGGAGGCAGAGACGGAGAUUAUGGAGAAGGGUAGUAUGGAUGUUGAUACCAAGGACGAACAAAAACAGGAGGUGAUGGAUGAGGAUCCAUAUGCGGCUGUGGCGCCCGAGACGAUUCGCGAAGGACAAGGGAAGGAGGAGCAGAGUGAGGUACGUGACCACGAGGCGAAAUGA